AUGUUGAAGAUUCACAUGGAUGUGAUUAAGAAUCCGGGAGUGAACCCAUACCAAGGAAAAGACCAGCCAAAUAUAGGUAAAGGUAAAGGUAAAGGUAAAGGUAAACCAAAGGACAAUAAGAAAAAGGCAGCAUGUUAUGUAUGUGGCAGCAAGGACCAUAUGUCUCCAAAAUGCCCAGACAGACUGCUACCAGAGAUUCAAUGGAAGCAUCCGAAACACUAUGUUGAUUAUGGAAAGAAGCUUAAUCUGAACCAGAUUGGAGCAACAGUCCCAGCUACAGUUCCAGCUACAGUUCCUGGAGCUUCUCCAGUGACAAGUAUUAUCACAAGUGGAGCAUCGAGUGGUGCGGGAAGCGUUAACACCCCUUUGCGACUUACUGGUACUACAGGUAAUCAGAUGAUGCAAGUUCCUGCGGGAAUGCAGCUCAUGCAGAUACCAACUCAAGGUGGCGGCACUGUGACUUUCCCUUACUCAAUGAAUGCUAAUGGUGAGAUUGCGUUCAGUGGAAUGCAACUCAGCCAACAAGGCUUCAAUGGUGCUCAAGUGCGCCAAGGAUUCGAUGCAACUCAAGCUCAAAGUCCGCAGGUCAUGAAGACUGGCUAUUAUGAUACGUCAAAUGUCUUUCACAAUGCUAUCAAGGGAAAGGAUGAGAAUGCCAAUGAUGUCUAUCUUAUUCCCUGUCCUACUGGUACGCCUAAUGUCAAACUUCAAUCCGACUGGCACUAUGCUAGUGAAAAUGAUAAUAAUAAUAACUGA
Messenger RNA from Cylindrotheca closterium, 756 nucleotides. The record is from the annotation of a GenBank genome assembly. NCBI's taxonomy places the organism in Eukaryota, Bacillariophyta, Bacillariophyceae, Bacillariales, Bacillariaceae.